AGCUCAUUACACCAAGCUGCUGCACCUCGUUUGGACUCUUCUCAUCUUUUUAUUUCUGCUUUCAAAGCCACAGAGUUUCAGAAGACUUGUGGCUGUCAUCUUCUCAGUUCUGGUUUUACGUCUUUACAGACCAACACUAUGAAGACAGGAUGUUUCCUGCAGACACAACCUCACCAUUCAGAAGGUUGAUGAAGAAAUGAGGCGCCUGGAAAGUCUGGGUGAACACCAGAACCAGUUCAAGAAGAAGCUGAAGGGGGAGAACCUCUGGGCAAAGACAACUAAUGAAAUAAAUACAUUAUUUCAGUCUUUUGUUGAAUAAGAUGGACAAAUAUGACAGAGGAGAAACAAAUGGAAACACCAAACAGGACCAAAGACACACCUCCAGAACCGGACCGGAGAUGAUUAACCUCUGGAUAAAAACAGUUCUGCAACCAGUCUCUCUUUGGAUGCAGUCAUUUUAUUGUGGAGACCACAGAGUCUUGAGUUGAAAUUAAAACACCCGGUGUUCCUCUGACUCUACUUGGAAAUGGUACUGGGCCUUGACGUCCAGAACCUUUUAUGUGUGUGGAGUGCAGCUAAAGACGUCUGUGGAGGUGGGUUGUGAUAUAAACCCGGAUGUUAUCUGGAUGUGGAUCCUUCAGAACUUCAAGAUGUGCCAUUUGAGAAAAACAAAGAGGCCAAGAACCGAGCCCUGAUGUCCUCCUCAGAUAAAACUUUGUCCUAUGAUUUAUUCCAACCGUUUGAAGGUCUUAAACUAAUUCUAUCAAACAAAUUAAUCCGACUAAACUCACUAAUAUCAAAGAUCAUUCUGAAUUGAAGUGGAAUAAAUAUUAAAUACAACAAACCCUAAAAUCCGAACCAUUUCAGAAUAUUUUAUUUAGAUUUAAUUAAUUGUAGCGGAUGUAAACCCAACUAACUUGAAACUUGUCUAAGAAUUUCAGUAAGUUUCUUGGUUACGAACUCUUCCAGCCUAUAGCUGAGUGAUCCACAGUAAGAUGGUCUUCAUCUGGAGGUCUCUGAACAGAGAUCUUCACUGAAUUACCUUUAAAACCUGAUUAGCAGUUUUAAUUCCAAACAGCUCCGUAGCUUCAGUAUUACCUUCUACUUAACCAUGACCGACAACCACACUACUUUGAAAAAUGGCGACUGUGAGUCGGCGAGACAGACCAGUGACAUCACCUUCAGCGCCAACAUCAGCCCCGCCCACGGUCUACGAAGGAAACGUCUGCUGUGGCAGACCGCCGUGAGGAACAUCAUCGACCAGCACAACCUGUACUCUCUGAGGCUCGCCGGAGGACUGGAGCGAGGCAGACACCGCAUCAUCGUCACAGAUGCCUACAUUGCUGAUGUCAACAGGCAGAUUCGCAAUAAGACGUCUCGUGGUAAUUUUUGGCAGAAGCGUCGUUCAUCCGCGGGUCGAGUUCAUCCAACGACGCAAAGGAUUUCUGUCCAAACACAAGUCCCACAGCAUUUGCUCACUGACGCCGACUUCUUUGUGUCGUAUGGAUCAGCGGUCCGAGGCAUCUUCAUUCCUACGAUGCAGCUAACGUUCAAGUCUGCUGACCUGGAGCUGACCUACCAGCAGUUUUCUUCAGCUCAGAGAAGAACCUCUCUGGUCGUCACCAACCUUAUUGACGUCUUCAUCCGACUGUUCAUUUCUCUGGUGACAUGGCCAACGGGCUGGGGGGGCGUGGCCUGUGACUGGCUGACCGGCCUGUCAGUCAUUCUGUGGGCGGGGAUCUGUGGGCUGUCAGUGACAAAGAAGGAGGUGAUGACAUCACCUCAGUGGCUCAGGUACCUGUCGGUGGUCACCUGGGUGUCUCAGACUGUCCAGGUGUUGGUUGGUGUUUUCAGCUGGGCUGAAACCGAUCACUCCUGGUAUGUCUUCUUCACUCUGUUCUCCAUCUAUACCCUGUUGCCCCUACCUCUGCCCUGGUCGAUUACAGCAGGGGCAUUAACCUCCUCCCUCCACCUCCUAGUGGAUGUCUGGUGGCACUACAGCAACCAAAUCCUGAUCAGAAGGGUGUUCUCAAAGGCCUUGUUGUACCUGGCAAUGAACACAGCAGGUAUCUUCAUUAACUACCUGUCUGACCGGACUCAGCGGCAGAGUUUUCUGGAGACCCGAAGAUGUAUCGAAGGACGAGUCCGACUGGAAAGGGAGAACCAAAGACAGGAGCGUUUGGUGAUGUCCAUCCUACCACGCUUCCUGGUUAUGGAGAUGAUUGCUGACAUGGCUGCAGUUGAUGAAUAUCUGCUGCCUCAGCAGUUUCACAAAAUCUACAUCCACCACUACAAGGACGUCAGCAUCCUGUUUGCAGACAUCAUCGGCUUCACGUCUCUCUCUUUGAUUCUUUCGGCUCAGGAACUCGUUAAAACUCUCAAUGAACUUUUUGGACGCUUUGACAGGCUGGCUGAGGAGCAUCAGUGUUUGCGGAUAAAGAUCCUAGGCGAUUGUUACUACUGUGUCUCUGGAGUCCCCGAACCUCAGCGAGGACAUGCCCGCUGCUGUGUGGAGAUGGGCCUCAGCAUGAUCAGCACCAUACGGUAUGUUCGUCGGGAGCUGGAGCAGGAAUUGGACAUGCGGAUUGGCGUCCACUCAGGUUCUGUCCUCUGUGGUGUGUUGGGUCUUCAGAAGUGGCAGUUUGACAUCUGGAGCUGGGAUGUUGACAUUGCCAACUGCCUGGAAGCUUCAGGAGUUCCAGGGCAGGUCCAUAUUUCACAGGCCACUCUGGACUGUCUGGGUGGGAUCUAUGAGACCGAACAGGGCCACGGCCAGGAGCGGAACGAGUUUCUACGAAAACACAAUAUUAACACAUAUCUGAUCCGCCCAGCGACAUGGGAGGAGACCCAACCCCCAAAAGCAAGGCGUCCAAGUUAUGACGAACUGACAACUUGGAAUGCCGAGUUGCCGUUUGGAGACAUCCUGGGGAUGAAUUUUAUCCUCGCCACUUUCACCAAUGGUUCACUGACCCAGUUGCCCAAUCACAUCGCAGCUCAGCGAUCCGGUUCACGAGAAGUGAACAAGAGAAUUCGUCAGGCAAUGGAAGUUCGGAGCAGCGAACUAAUGAGGAAAGAGCACAUCACCACUUUCACUCAGGUGUUUAAGGACUCCCAAAUGGAGGGAAAGUAUUCUCAGAUCAGAGAUGAACUCUUCAAGUCCAACAUGGUUUGUUCCUUCAUCCUACUUAUACUGUUGAUGGCCGUCCAGGUGCUGAUUCCGGCCCCAAGGUGGUGUCCGAUGGUGGCACAGUUCAUCAUCAGUGGAUGUGUUUACUUUCUGCUCAUGCUGUUGACCCUAGGGGAGGAGUUUAAACACUGCCCCGCCCCUCUGCAGUCACUCUGCUGCUGGGUUCAUGAAACCAAGUAUGCACGAACAGUACUCAUGCUAACUGCCAUAACCGUCAACUCUGUGAUCGCUUCUGUGAACGUUCUGUGGUGUGACUGGUCAGAAUCCAACUUUACUGAACCCCUGGUAACUCUGCCCCCCUCCAGAUGGUCAGACAUGAACAUUUGUACUCAUCCAGAGUUCAUGGUGCUGAGUACUGUGGUCGCCAUGGUUACUUGUGCGGUGUUCCUCAGGCUGAGCUGCAUGCUGCAGCUGGCCUUCCUGCUGCUGACCGCCGGCUUCUACACCUAUGUCAUUGAGAUACACAGCUCCCAGCAGCUGUGUCGGAGGGGAGUUUGUCUUGUUCUCAUGAUGAUGUUUGUGGUUGCAGUCCUCUACAAUAGCAGACAGCUGGAGGCAAUGGCACGUCUGGACUUCCUGUGGCGCCUGCAGGCAGCGAAGGAGGUGGAGGACAUGAAGGAGCAGAGGGAGUAUAACGAGUGUCUGUUGCUCAACAUCCUGCCGGCUCAUGUAGCUCAGCACUUCCUGGAGAGAGACACCUACAACGAGGAGCUGUAUGCUCUGUCAUACCAGCGCGUUGGCGUCCUGUUCGCCUCUCUGCCGGGUUUCUCUGACUUCUACGAGCAGAAAGAACUCAUCCAUCAGCAUGUCGAGUGUCUCCGCCUCCUCAACCACAUCAUCAGUGACUUUGAUGAGCUGCUGGAUGAGUGUUAUUUCCAGGAGGUAGAGAAGAUUAAAACUAUCGGCAGCUCCUACAUGGCAGCUUCAGGCCUCUCACCUGACCGACAGGAGUGUGAGGAUGCCUGGCAUCACCUCACUGAGCUGGUGCUGUUCGCUCUGGCCAUGGAGGAAACUCUGAGGCAGAUCAACACGCAGACUGGAAACCAGUUCCAGCUCCGAGUCGGGGUCGCUCACGGCCCAGUGAUCGCAGGUGUGAUUGGUGCCACCAAACCUCAGUACGACAUCUGGGGGGCGACAGUGAACAUGGCGAGCAGGAUGGAGAGCACCGGGGUCGACGGGAGAAUCCAGGUCCCAGAAUCCACCAGCUGCAUCUUGUUGGAGCGAGGCUUCCUACGGCAGCUCAGAGGGGACAUUUAUGUCAAAGGCAUCAGUGAGCGUCAUGGAAAGGUUCGGACGUUUCUUGUGAGCAAUCGGGACGAGCGGUCCAGCUUUGUGGAGCGUGGCGCUGGGCGGGGCUUCAGCAUGAACAGGAACACGCUGGGAGCUGUGGUCUACAGUCUGGUCCAGGCCAGGAAGAGGGAGAAGCUGAGGGAGCAGAAUGGAGGCUUCCACCUGGUGGAGGCGUCGUAGAGUCUGCUGCUCCUUUUGUACUGACUUCACUUUGAUUUUCAAAAUAAAAGCUUUUCCAGCAUUCUUCCUCUGACUGUCGCUCCACAGAAAUCAGACCUGACAGGUUUGACCAGAAAGGUGGUUCUCCACACGCAGGGGGAGAAGCUACUUUAAACCCAAAGAACCGUUCAAACUCAAAGUUCUGGAAGAACCUUUUACUUCUUCUGAAGACGUUCUUAAAAACUGGGGCCAACAAGCUGUUUUUAUCUGUACCGACCUGGUCUGACCACCAGAUGGCGCCAUAAAUAGUUUGUUGGCUUUUUAAAGUAUAAUUAGGUCAGCAGUUAUCAUAGUGAGAAAUAAAUAUACAUGUAUUUAGUACAGAGAUGUUUAAAUGUUCCAGCUUCUGAAUUUUGAAAGGAAGUGUUACAUUUUUGUAUCUUUUUAGUUCCUAAAAUAUGACAUUCAAGUCCAGUAAAAUGUUUAAAAUGUGUGGUUUGGUUUCCGCUUCUGGGUAAAUUUCCAAUAAAAAUACAAACAUUUA
Messenger RNA from Girardinichthys multiradiatus, 5180 nucleotides. RefSeq names its product adenylate cyclase type 8-like. Gene Ontology annotation, biological process: intracellular signal transduction; cAMP biosynthetic process; adenylate cyclase-activating G protein-coupled receptor signaling pathway. Bases 1112 to 4657 code for a protein of 1181 amino acids. Gene Ontology annotation, cellular component: plasma membrane. The transcript has 24 exons. NCBI's taxonomy places the organism in Eukaryota, Metazoa, Chordata, Actinopteri, Cyprinodontiformes, Goodeidae. Gene Ontology annotation, molecular function: adenylate cyclase activity. The record is from RefSeq and is a predicted model, not a curated record.